AUGGCCAUAUGGAUACUGGCCUUGACCUUCGGUUCGACCAUAUACUGGUUUCCAACCCACUGGGAUUUCUGGGGACACCGCAUCGACGGUCUGAACUGGGUAUCCGCCAAGAUUCAGCUCACCAUUACGGGUGUAACGGGACAUUAUGCCGACAUCCUACUUGGCCUCCUGAUCAUACCCGUGUCGAGAAAUAGCCUUGUUGGACAGGCAUUCUUUGUACAUCACCGCACUUUACUUUUCGCUCAUCGACUCAUUUCCUACAUUUUCUCGGUCGCCGUUGCUGCGCAUGGCAUUACAUAUAUCGUUUAUGCUGCAGUUGGCAGCAGUGAAGGAGACCAAGCCAAAGAAGAGGCUUUGGCAACAGAAAAUCCAACAAUGACCCUGUCAGAGAGCAAAAAACGAAGCUCCUGGUUCGUGCAGACCACAUACACCGGGAUUGCCGCCCUUCUGCCCAUCUUGGCGGUCCUCGUCACUUCACUCCCCAUUGUAAUAUUUGUUGCCCCUUGUAUUCAUGCCAGUACAGACUUCUAUCUUCUUCUCCCUGGCCUGCUGUUGUGGAUAGCGGAUUGGGUGAGGAGAGUAUUCUUUGGAGAAACCAAUGGGCUGAGUAUAAAGACCGUCGACACGCUCGAGAAUACAGGCGGCAACUGGGUUAGAAUCUCGCUUCCUGCGAAGACUUCUGCACAACAGAUGAUGGAGAAACCCAUAUUGACCUGUGAGCCCUUACUGUAUUACUAUCUCAAUGCUCCAGCGGUCAGCAUGUUCCAAAUCCAUGCUUUCACGGCUGCAGUUUCGGCUUCCACCAGUCAUGGACCCAGGUUCCUGCUUCAACGCGUGAGCGGCAAACCUCAAAAGAGACUUGACAAAGAAUGGACUUGGAAGUUGGGCGCUUUGGUACCCAAUAUCCAAGACAGGCGGGAUCUGGAAAUUCGACUUGAGGGACCUUAUAACAUCAACAAUGCCGGAUACAUCAAUGCAACUCACAUAUUGUGCAUUGUUGGUGGAACAGGUGUCACAGGGGCUAUAAGUCUAGCGCGUUGGUGGCUAGACGCCGGGUCUGCGAAUGGCCGGUUCACCCUGAUUUGGACUGUGCGUACCAGCGAGCCACUCGAGAUCAAGGAGUGGGCAGAUCUAGUGGAUGUAGCAACUACUAGCAGAAAUCUCGACAUCAGGUCACACAUUAGCUCUGAAAAUGGGCGUUUGGACACUGCGUUGAUACUUAGGGAGGCUGUUGAAGUGCGCAACGCUAUGGAUACCGACGCACGCGGAGAUGGAUGGAUCUAUAGCGCAGGACCCCAUGCCCUGGUAAAGGCGACUGAGCGAACUUGUAUCGAAGUACGCAAGGAUCUGGUGAGGAGCAGAAACAGUGGCAAUCAAGGGUCCUGGGCGCUGAAGGACUUCUCUUGGUAUAUUGAAGCUUAA
Messenger RNA from Fusarium fujikuroi IMI 58289, 1422 nucleotides. RefSeq lists its product as uncharacterized. The record is from RefSeq and is a predicted model, not a curated record. Lineage: Eukaryota; Fungi; Ascomycota; Sordariomycetes; Hypocreales; Nectriaceae. The transcript has 3 exons. Gene Ontology annotation, cellular component: plasma membrane. The coding region runs from base 1 to 1422 and encodes 473 amino acids.